This is a messenger RNA of Zea mays, 988 nucleotides long. Its product is annotated as SNARE domain containing protein. Gene Ontology annotation, cellular component: SNARE complex; membrane; endomembrane system. The transcript is spliced from 7 exons. The record is from RefSeq and is a predicted model, not a curated record. Gene Ontology annotation, molecular function: SNAP receptor activity; SNARE binding. The coding region runs from base 247 to 837 and encodes 196 amino acids. NCBI's taxonomy places the organism in Eukaryota, Viridiplantae, Streptophyta, Magnoliopsida, Poales, Poaceae. Gene Ontology annotation, biological process: intracellular protein transport; vesicle-mediated transport; vesicle fusion.
GGGCUCCGCCGUUCCCCUUUACCUGCGUCAUGCACUCACGGCAACGCGUCCGUCUUUUAUAUUUCUCACAAACAAUUGAACAAAUUAAAAGAAAAGGUCUAAUUACUCGCCUCUCUUGCUCGCCAACGCCAGUGGCCAGAGGCCCAGAGCUUCGUCAAAGACACGCCGAAAAGAGGGGGAGGCGACUCGGCCGAGGUCCGGUUCCGAACUCCGGUCCUCCGAUUUGCGCGUCCGGAUCUACCAGCCAUGGCAUCAUCUUCGGACCCGUGGAUGAAGGAGUACAAUGAAGCAUCCAGACUUGCUGAUGACAUCAGUUCCAUGAUUGCUGAUAGAGGGUCCCUUCCACAAUCAGGCCCAGAAAUUAUGCGGCAUACUUCAGCCAUCCGGAGAAAAAUAACUAUUCUUGGGACUAGACUGGAUAGCUUGGAGUCGUUGCUUGGCAGAAUUCCUCCAAAGUCAAUCACUGACAAGGAGAUGCAUAAGCGCCAAGACAUGUUUUCCAGUUUGAAGUCUAAAGCAAAGCAGAUGGCGACAAGUUUCAACAUGUCAAACUUUGCUAACAGGGAGGAUCUGCUUGGUCAGAGUAAAAAGGCAGAUGACAUGAGCAGAGUUGCUGGGUUAGAUAACCAAGGGAUUGUUGUCCUUCAGAGGCAAAUUAUGAAAGAGCAAGAUGAGGGUCUUGAGAAACUGGAAGAGACAGUGCUGAGCACAAAGCAUAUUGCAUUAGCAGUCAAUGAAGAACUUACCCUGCACACAAGAUUGAUAGAUGACCUUGAAGAUCAUGUUGAUGUUACAAAUUCACGUCUUCAGAUUGUAAGUUCUGGAUACACUAUGUGACUAUGUCUAGAUACAUAGCAACAGUUAUAUAGCAUGUACUUCAAAAACCCAGAACGACAUACAAUUUGGAACAGAGUACUAUGUAGAAUUUUUUACUGCAACAUGCUAUUUAAACUUCUCAAGUUUGCAAUGGAACACUGAUACAUAAUUC